Molecule: messenger RNA, 2904 nt
Organism: Closterium sp. NIES-65
Lineage: Eukaryota; Viridiplantae; Streptophyta; Zygnematophyceae; Desmidiales; Closteriaceae
Source: the annotation of a GenBank genome assembly
AUGUCAAGCCCAAGCUCUCAGCCGCAGUCCUUUGAGUCCGUUGCACUUGCUGCUGCUUUUGGGCGGCUGAAGCGCCUCACACUGGUGUCGUGCUUCGGGCUGAAGGAGGAGCAGUUGGUGCUGCUGCUGCGUGCUUGCCGCGUGCUGGUGGCCCUAACCAUGGAACGCAGUGGGGACUUUUCAGACUGGGUGGUUGCAAGAAGCAGAUUGGAUAUGCUCACACAUUUGACCAUGCUUGAGUGUGAUGCGAUCACUGCAGACUGCAUUGGACUGCUGCUGGGAAGCUUCCCAAAGCUGCAUGAGUUGAAGGUGGAAGCAAGCAAGCGCCGCAGCGACCUCAUGGAGCUGAGGGCGGAAGUGCUGUCGCUGCUGCGCCUGCAGGAGGGGGAGGGGGAACGGGGGGGGAAAGAACAGGGGGCAGGGGAGCGGGAAAGGGGGGAAUGCGGAGCAGGCAGCGCGGAUGGGGAGCGGGAGGAGCUGGCGUUCGUACGGUUGUACGAGGUGGUAGUUGAAACGGGGACGGCGUUACAUCUCAUCCUGGAGUACUGCCCGGGUGGCGAUCUGUUUGACCUCGUUAUAAGGCAGAAGCGACUUACCGAAGCACAAGCCGCCUCGGUAUUCAGGCAGUUGCUACUGGCAGUGCAUGCCAUGCAUCGCACGGGCAUAGUGCACCGCGACCUCAAGCCAGAGAACAUACUCCUUAGUAGCGGCCCCGCAUCCUCUCCCUUCCUCCCGCUUCCCUCACCACCUCCCUCCCCUGCUCUCCCUCCAUCACCUCCCUCCCCUGCUCUCCCUCCAUCACCUCCCUCCCCUGCUCUCCCUCCAUCACCUCCCUCCCCUGCUCUCCCUCCAUCAUCUCCUUUCCACCUCUCACGAAACUCCCACCCACCAUCCCCCUCUCUCGCCUCCCAUCCCUCCUCCGCCUGUCUCUCUCUUCCACCCUCUUCCCCCACCGCUUCCCUUUCUCCUCUUGCACCUCCUGCUCCUCCUUGUCCUCCUCUCUGCUCGUCCCCUCCUCCCUCUCCGGUCACCACUGCAGCCAGCCCCCCUCCCUGUCCCUGCACGGCCAUGAGAGUCAACGUGGCUGAUUUCGGGCUGGCAGCAACGCCCUCUUCUCCCACCACUACUCCUCCUCGUACCAUCACGGCAACCAGCCCCCCUCCCUGUCCCUGCACGGGCAUUCAAGUCAAGGUGGCGGAUUUCGGGCUGGCAGCAACGCUGUCGCGCGGGCAGACAGCAGCGUGUGGGGUGGUGGGCUCGCCCUUGUACAUGGCGCCUGAGAUCAUCCGGGGGAGGCCCUAUGCGGGGGAGGUCGACAUGUGGAGCCUCGGCUGCAUCCUCUACACCAGCCUGUCGGUGUUAGGUUCGGCGCCGGACUUGAAAGGCGAGGUAUGGGAGGGCAUUUCGAGGGAGGCUAAGCAGCUGUUAAGGUGUCUGCUUGUAACGGAUCCUGGGCGAAGGCUCAAGGCUCAUGAGGUGCUGAAUCACCCGUGGGUCAGAGCAGCGUGUGGAGGCGAGUGUGGGCGCCACGAGAGGGAGUGGGGGAAGGAAAAGACGAGGGAGAAUGGAGAGGGAGUGGUGCGGGAGGGGGGUAGUAAGACUGACUGCAGGGGUGGAACGGGUGAACGCAGGAGUGGGAAGGGUCUCACAGCAGAGGGGAAGGUGAGUGGUGGAGUGGUGCAUGUGGAAAAGGCGUGGUUGGAAACGCAUCCAAAGGACGGCGCGAAUGGGCAGCAUGUGGUGGGGUGUGCGGAGUGCUGCGCUGGGUGCCAUGCAAGCAAACCCCACACUUGCUGUCAGAGCCGCAGUGCCGAUGCUGCUGGCAGGCUAGCUGUGCAGGAGAAGGUGGGUGAGAGUGCAAGCAGGAGUGAGAGUUCACCAGAGGUGGAGCAGGUGCACGGGCUGACCACGGGGUGUAGCAGUGGGAGAAGUGUCAGCGCUACGGCGCGUCACGUUUCCUUGCCUUUCAACCCAGAGCCACCGGAACAGAGCACACGCCAUAGUGAGGCAGCCGUGAGAGGGGAGGUUGAAGGACAGGAAGCGUGCUGGGAAGCAACAGUGCAGGAUUUCAUGAGAGAGGUGCAUGUGGUUAAGGCAUGUGUGAAAAGCCACGGAGUGGAAGGCGAGGUUGGGCAGCAUGAGGUGGGGCGUGAGGUGGGUUGUCCUGAUUGCCACCCAAGCAGUCCCAACAGUCUCUGCAAAAGCAGCCAUGGUGAUGCGUGCUGUCAGAGCAGCAGUGCCGGUGCUGCUGGCAGGCUAGCUACUCAGGAGAUGGUGCGUGGCAGGCUAGCUACUCAGGAGAUGGUGCGUGGCAGGCUAGCUACUCAGGAGAUGGUGCGUGGGAGUGAAUGCAGGCGCGAGGAAACAGGAGAAGAGGGGAAAAUGGCUGGGCUGACCAGGGGGAGUGGGAGUGGGAGCAGGAGGAGAAGCAUUGGCACUGAGGCGAGUCACACUCACACCUCCUCGCCUUGCAACCCAAAACUACAGGAAGAGAGCAGAUGUGGGACUCACCGUAGAGGUGGAGAGGAGGUGGAGGGUAAGGAGGCGUGUUUGAAAGCAUCAGUGCAUGAAUGUGCUGCGCAGCGGUGCAGUGAGGCUGCAGAGGUAGACAUCUGCUCUCCAGGUGGUGCUUGGGGUGCUGGCUGCUGUGGGAUGGUGCUGGCUGUGGCAGCAGUGACGCUGGUGGUGGUGGCUUUUAUUACAGCUGCAGUUGUAAUGACAGUGGUGACAACUGCAGCAAUGACAGCAAUUCAAAGAGUAGAUGCAUUGGCAGUAGCAACAGCAGCAGUCACUGCCUAUGUACCAAGAGUGCAAGCAGUGAUAUGGGUGAUGGAAGAAGCCCCAUUUGCAGCAAGGGCGGAGGAGACAGUGGCUGCAGUCACAGUCGCCUUGCUUGGAGGAUGA